GUCGGACUAUUAUUGCCUGCAUUAUUUGCCGAAGAGCUCUCAUUCAUCACAAGCAAGUUACAAGUAUAGGGAACGCUUUCUACAGCGGACUCCAAUCGAACCUCCAGGCAGUUCCUGACGUUUAUUUACACGUUUAAUCCUAACAAUGUCUGCACUGGGGAAACGAAAAGAGCGGGAGGAUGAACCUGAGCAGCCAAAAGUACAUGGAUCUACACUCUUCGUAUCCAACCUGCCAUACACCGCAACAUCAACCGACCUACAAACACUUUUCUCCGAUAUCGCACCUGUGAGGUCUGCGUUCGUGGUGACCGAGAAGGGGUCGGGAGUCUCGAAAGGCGUCGGGUACGUCUCCUUCGCCGUCAAAGAGGACGCCAAAGCAGCAUAUGAAAAGCUAUCACGAGAAGGGAUCACCCUUGACGGCCGAGGCUUGAGGGUAUCAUGGGCGGACAGCAAGAACAAGCACAAGGAUGAGAAAACGGAGAAGGCACCAAAACCCCGUCCUGAACCCCGCCCUCGUGCUGCACCGUCACAGAGUGACCCUUUGGCAAUCCGUACGAUCGUGAUCGCCGGCCUUCCAUCUUCUAUCGACUCAAAGUCGCUGUGGAAGAAGGUUCGGAAGUAUGGGGGCGCAGAGAAGGUUGAGUGGCCGUUAAAGAGGGAUGAUGGCACUGAGGAUCCUACAAGCGCGCACGCCGUAUUUGCUACACCCGCCGCUGCCCAGGAGGCCGUCAGCAAGCUGCACGCCCAUGUCUUCAAAGGCUCCCUUCUCUCCGUCACUCUCAAGAAACGGCUCGAAGGGCUCGCGAAAGCCACCAUCAAACGGGGCAAAGCCAAAGCCGGGGCCCCCGUCAUGCCGAGUCGCUCCAGCAGGCUGAUCGUGCGCAACCUACCGUUCAACAUCACCGAACAAGAUCUCCGCGCCGUGUUCCUGCCGUAUGGGCCUAUCUACUCGAUCACCCUGCCGAUGACGGAGGCGAAAGAAGGCGAGCAGCCGCGGCCGAAGGGCUUCGCGUUCGUGUGGAUGCUGAGUAAGAAGGACGCGGAGAAGGCGAUGGAGGGGUGUAAUGGGCUGAAGGUGCGCGCGGGGAUGGCGGAUGGGAUCGUUUCGGAUAAGCAGAAGCGGAAGAAACAAAGACGGGAGGAGACGAAGGCGAGGAAGACAGCGAAGGGAGAUGAGGAGGAAGAGGCGAGUGAUGCGGCGGAGGAAGAGGAGGAUGGGAAGAAGGCGCGUGAACGGGUUAUCGCGGUUGAUUGGGCAUUGAGUAAGGAUCGUUGGGAAGAAGAGAAAGCAAAGAUCGAGGAGGUGGAGGAUGAGGAAGAUCCAGAGGAGGGCGCUGACAGCGACCAGUCUGAAGUGGAGUCCGGGAGUGAGUCCGACGAAGGGGAAGGGCCUCUAGGCGUUCAUGAAGACGGCAGCGAUGAUGAUGAAAGCGGCGGAUCGGAUGAGAGUGGUGACGAGGACAUGGACGUGGAUGAGCAGAAGCCUGCAAAGCCGACUCUACCGCCUCCAGAGACUGGCACUACACUCUUCAUCCGGAACGUGCCAUACGAGGCCACUGAAGAUGAAUUACGGACACUUUUCCGUACAUUCGGGCCGCUACGAUAUGCUCGAAUCACUAUGGACCAUGCUACAGGGCGUCCUCGUGGAACGGGUUUCGUCUGCUUCUGGAACAAGGAAGACGCAGACAAGGCUAUCCAGCAGAGCGAAAUCCUUCGGGCUGAGACUGCAGGAGAAGAGCUGCCGAAGAAAAAUCCCUUCAAGUUCUCAUCGAUUCUGACUCCGGACCCGUCCUCAGCAAUGGCUCAGAGUUUAGUCCUCCAUGGACGCACUCUGGACGUCAUUCGAGCCGUCACGCGGGAAGACGCCGUCAAGCUCAAAGAAGCUGGCGAGAAGCAGCGACAGAAGGCGGAUAAGCGCAAUCUGUACUUGCUCAGAGAAGGAAUUAUAUUACCCAACACUCCAGCGGCAGAGCUGCUCAGCACCGCCGAAGUCGAAAAACGCACAAUGUCGUUCAACGCGAGAAAGAAGCUCCUUCAGUCGAACCCGUCUCUUUUCAUUUCCAAGACGCGUCUCAGCAUACGCCAAAUCCCGCUCUUCGUCACUGAGCGCUCGCUGCGCAAGCUCGCUGUGCACGCCAUCCGCGCGUUCAACAUCGAGUAUCUGAAGGGCUCGAGACCGGGACUGACCGAAGAUGAGCUGACGGAUCCGGCCGGGCGUGAGCAUGCAGAGGAGGAGCAUUCGGAGACGGAAAGUCACAAGCCUCAGCCGAAGAAGAAAUCGUUCCUGAAGAAAAAUUCGAAGGUCCGGCAGGCGAAGAUCGUGCGUCAACAGGACCGCGUCGACCCCGUCACGGGCAAAGGCCGCAGCAAAGGCUACGGCUUCCUCGAGCUCGACACGCAUGCGAACGCGCUGCGCGUCUUGCGAUGGGCGAAUAACAACCCCGACGUGCUGGACCUCUUCCGGGAGUGGUGGAAGACCGAGCUAUCGGAUCUAGUGAAACUGGAGAAGAAGAAACCCGAGAAGGAAAGGGAGAAGGGUCGGCUAGAGAGGCUGGAGCUGGAGCUGGAGAAGGCUGACACGCGGGAUGUGAAGGCGAGGGGGACGCUGAUUAUUGAGUUUUCGAUUGAAAACGUGCAGGUAGUACAACGAAGAGCGGCGCGUCAGAAGGACACGAAAGAUGUUACGGUGAAAGACCGGCCAACCCGGACUGCAGCCUCUCCGAAAAAGGACACGAUCGCGAAUAAGGAGGAGGAGAGGCCCAGCAAGAAGCAGCGUAAACGGCAAGAUAGCAGUGCGGAUUCUCGUCGGAAUAUGGCGCCUCCGCCCGCAGAGGCGCCUGUGAAGAACAAAAACCCAGUGGGAUCUAUCAUUGGCAAAAAGCGGAAACAGCGCAAGCUGGCCAAGAAAGGCCACUCGUAGCUUUGUAUCUUGUCGUAGGUCGUCUAUACUUGCGUGUGCAAUUAUAAUUAUCUCGUCUGGUGGUCACCUAUCGUGAAUUGAGACAG
Molecule: messenger RNA, 3006 nt
Organism: Gloeophyllum trabeum ATCC 11539
Lineage: Eukaryota; Fungi; Basidiomycota; Agaricomycetes; Gloeophyllales; Gloeophyllaceae
Exons: 8
Coding region: 146-2920 (924 amino acids)
Molecular function (GO): RNA binding
Source: RefSeq, a predicted model, not a curated record